This is a messenger RNA of Nicotiana tabacum (common tobacco), 2402 nucleotides long. RefSeq lists its product as uncharacterized. NCBI's taxonomy places the organism in Eukaryota, Viridiplantae, Streptophyta, Magnoliopsida, Solanales, Solanaceae. Gene Ontology annotation, biological process: regulation of transcription by RNA polymerase II. The record is from RefSeq and is a predicted model, not a curated record. Gene Ontology annotation, molecular function: DNA-binding transcription factor activity, RNA polymerase II-specific; RNA polymerase II cis-regulatory region sequence-specific DNA binding; protein dimerization activity. Gene Ontology annotation, cellular component: nucleus.
CCCCCCAACCAAACCCCUCAACCCCCCACCGUUUACAUCCACCUCUAAUAUUCUCCUAUCUACUGCCACCACCUCACCACCACCAUCUCCGCCGCUGUCUCUCCAUUUCUUCAGUGUGUGUCUGUGUGUUUUUUCUUUCUUUCCCUAUAGACUCUGUUUGAUUAUGUACUCUUCUGUUUUAAAAGCUUACUAUCUUUGUUUUUAAUCUUAUCCAUUUCUUCCAAACUUCCCUUUUUUCUUUUCUUUAACUUAGCUUACUCUAAAACAACUCUUACACAAAAUUCUAUACCUUCACAAAUUUUCUUACUACUUCAAGUUAUUCCCUUUUGAUUUUUUCUUUUUCUGUAUUUCUACAUGUGAAUUAUCUUGAAUUCUAGCUUCAUACUUAAUGGGGUUUUUUUCCUUUCUUUACUAGUAGGAUUUAUGUGAAAAUCUUGAAUUUUUAAGUUUCUCUGAAUUUUAUCUACAGUUCUUUAGCUAUUUAAAUUAGCUCUAAAUGAACCAUCUUUGUUCCUAAAUUAAGGUCUUAAGUAUAGUAUAGUGUUGUCUUUUUUUUUAAUAUUUUAAGGGAAGAGAGUUAGGGAGAAAAAAAAAGGAAUUAAAAUGGAUCAGAGUAGAUUUCAGCAGCAACCAAUAAAUUCAGGUUUAACUAGGUAUAGAUCUGCACCAAGUUCUUAUUUUUCUAGCUUAUUAAGUAGUACUCCUAGUAGUGGUGGUGGUACUAAUAUUACUAGUGGGGGUUGUGGUUAUGCAAGAGAUGAUUUUUCUCAAUUACAAAAUUCUCGUGGUUCGAAUAGUACUGAUAUAGAGCAAGUUUUCGCUAAAUUUGUAGCUAGUAUUGGUAAUCAGGGCUCGAAUUCGGGUAGUUUUAGUAGUAAUCAACAAAUUCAGGAAAAUCCUGCGAGUAAUAUGAAUGUGAGAUCAGAAUUUAUUGUUCCAAAACAAGAGGUUAAGCAGCAGCACGAGCGAUUGACGCGACAUAGGAGUAGUGAUUACUCUUUAGUUUCACAGAUGAAUUAUCAAACUCAAGCUCAACAACAGAGCCAGAGCCAGUUUAUUUCAUCUGUGAAACAAGAACCAGAAAUGAAUUACCAAAACCUAGCUCAACAACAAAUUGACAAUUCGAAGGCGGCCACUUCAUUGGCGGCUGUAGGUAAUUCAUUUACAUUCACGACUUCAGUGAAUUCGACUCGUGUUUCACCUGUGAAUAUAGGUGGUGGAGUUGGUGCUGGUGGUGGUAAUACGAAUCUUACUCGUUAUAACAGUUCGCCUGCUGGAUUCUUUGACUUGAUCAAUAUUGAAAAUGAAUAUGGUGCUAUGCGAGGCGUAGGGAGUUACGGAACUGGUGCUAAUGCUACAGCAGAAACUUCAUUGUCGACUCCGAAGAGAUUCAAGACUCAAGUGGGAAUCUCAUCGGGGAAACCUCCUGCUUUUCCAGGGCUAAUGACUCCAAUCUCUGAAAUCGGAGAUAAAGUCGUGGAAGAAAACAGCAGUGGCGAUGAACAUAAGAACGAUGAGAGUUCCAUUACUGAUUUUCCUAUCCCUUCUUGGGAAGAUUCACAUAUUUUGUCCGACGAUUUCCUCAAAGCUGAAGACAUUGAGAUUGAGCCGUUCUCUAAUGUAAAUGCAUCUGAUAAUCAGAAUUGUGAAGGUCUAUCUCGUCCGCCAAUUCCAUUAUCUCAUCAUUUGAGUUUGCCCACAAGUACAUUGGAGAAGCUCUUGCAAGAUUCAACACCCUUAAAUGUCAGAGCAAAGAGAGGUUGCGCGACUCACCCUCGUAGCAUUGCAGAAAGGGUGAGAAGAACAAAAAUAAGCGAUAGAAUGAGGAGGCUGCAAGAGCUUGUUCCUAACAUGGACAAGCAAACAAAUACAGCAGAUAUGUUGGAUUUUGCAGUAGAUUACAUUAAAGAGCUGGAGAAACAAGUCAAGAUACUAGCAGAAAAGCGCGCCAAAUGUACAUGCACAAAUAAGUAAAAGAGGCACAUAUCAAAAGUUGAGGGCAAGACAACCUUUUAUACUUUAAAGGAAGAUGAGAAGGAGUUGACAAUGGAAAUAGCAAGCAGAAGUGGAUUCCUUUUUUCACUUGAAGAAAAUGGAGUUGGGAUUUUGAUGGUAAAAAGAUAGGAGCAAAUAUAUUUGAUGCAAACAUAAUAAACUUCUUUCGUAAUAGUAGUGUUCGGGUGAGUUUGCGUUGCACCUUGACUAUUCCACCGAAUAUUUGUAUAUCUUUUACUUUAUAGGUCGUGGAAUACUUGCUACUCCUAUUUCUUAUCGAUACUAGUAUCGGGUAAUUCUAUCCACCGCAAGGCGUGAUGUGAUAUAAUAAACUUAAAUGUACAUAUACUUUUAUUGUGUAUUUUACUUGACCUUUUAUGUCUAUAAAAGGUAUAGCAUGCUAGAGA